AUGGCGUCGGCCGUGACGUCUUUCCCCGCUGGCAAGCAGCCAUAUGCGUGCAUUCGAUGCGCUGCUCGCAAAGUCAAAUGUGACCGUAAUAGCCCAUGUGCUGCGUGUACUAGACAUCAAGUUGAAUGUGUCUUUAAUCUUGCACAUCCACCGCGAAACCGCCACAAGCGCGGCCAGCAACAGGCACUAAAAGAUCGCAUCAAGCAAUACGAAGCUCUUCUUUUAGAAAAGGGUAUCGACCCAGAAAGGCUGCCAGAUACCUCGUCCGAUCAUGGGGCACCCUCGACAUUUACUCGUCUCGAUUCCGACUUUGAUCCGCAAGAGUCCAAGGAUACAAGUCAUUACAAGUAUGCCAACAAGUGA
Pestalotiopsis fici W106-1 is the source of this 363-nucleotide messenger RNA. RefSeq lists its product as uncharacterized. Gene Ontology annotation, biological process: regulation of DNA-templated transcription. The transcript is spliced from 2 exons. Bases 1 to 363 code for a protein of 120 amino acids. NCBI's taxonomy places the organism in Eukaryota, Fungi, Ascomycota, Sordariomycetes, Amphisphaeriales, Sporocadaceae. Gene Ontology annotation, molecular function: zinc ion binding; DNA-binding transcription factor activity, RNA polymerase II-specific. The record is from RefSeq and is a predicted model, not a curated record.